Messenger RNA from Perkinsus marinus ATCC 50983, 606 nucleotides. RefSeq lists its product as hypothetical. The coding region runs from base 1 to 606 and encodes 201 amino acids. The transcript has 5 exons. The record is from RefSeq and is a predicted model, not a curated record. NCBI's taxonomy places the organism in Eukaryota, Perkinsozoa, Perkinsida, Perkinsidae.
AUGGCUUCAGUAAUGACAACCGGGCGAUGGGCUGAUGAGGAUCCCGUAUCACCAAGCCACCGGGAGGUGCCAUCCACCACCGAGACGGAUAUUGAUCCUGAAACUGGUCUCAAGAGCAUAACCGAGUAUCAAGAGCGGGACGGUGCUGUAUAUAAGGUGACGAGAGUCGUCAAGGUCACUACUGUUCGAGUGACUUGCAGCAAGGCUGAGUCAGAAAGACGGAGACAUUGGACUCCCUUUGGAAAAGCUGUGGAGACGAAUAGAAAUAAUACUUUUGCGAAUCGUACCGAAGAUGAGAUCAAUCUGGAGCCCAGCAAGCUUACUGGUGCCAGCGCUGCUGCUGAGGAUGAGACUGGUGCCGAUCAGGAGAAAUUCUGGACGGCGAGUGUGGACCAAGUCCUCGGUCUCAACAAGAAGAAGGUUAGCGUAUGGACUAAGUUCCGUGGUGAAAGUGAAGGAGAGGCCGACGGCGAAGCUGAGAAGGAGGCGAUUCCGCUCCGUACUCACACGACUGGCCGCUAUGUGCCUCCCAACCAACGUGGCCUUGGUGGUGGUGCUAGACCAUUCGACCAACAGAAGGACAGAGAUGAGCACACUUUGCGGUAG